GCAGCCUGGGAGCGGCAGAGGCGAGCGCGAGCCGGCGUUGCAGGGGCCAGGGGUCGCCCGCAGGGGGCGGCCGUCUCUGAGCCGCGCUAAACUGCACGGGCUGCGGCACAUGUGCGCCGGGCGCACGGCGGCGGGGGGCUCUUUCCAGCGGCGGGCGCUGUGGGUGCUGGCCUUCUGCACGUCCCUCGGCUUGCUACUGUCCUGGUCCUCCAACCGCCUGCUCUACUGGCUCAGCUUCCCGUCGCACACGCGAGUGCACCGCGAGUGGAGCCGCCAGCUGCCCUUCCCCGCCGUCACCGUGUGCAACAACAACCCGCUGCGCUUCCCGCGCCUCUCCAAGGGGGACCUCUACUACGCCGGCCACUGGCUCGGGCUACUGCUGCCCAACCGCACCGCGCGCCCGCUGGUUAGCGAGCUGCUGCGAGGCGACGAGCCGCGCCGCCAGUGGUUCCGCAAGCUGGCCGACUUCCGCCUCUUCCUGCCGCCGCGCCACUUCGAGGGCAUCAGCGCCGCCUUCAUGGACCGCCUGGGACACCAGCUGGAGGACAUGCUGCUCUCCUGCAAGUACCGCGGCGAGCUGUGCGGCCCGCACAAUUUCUCCUCCGUGUUUACAAAAUAUGGGAAGUGUUACAUGUUUAACUCAGGCGAGGAUGGCAAACCUCUGCUUACCACGGUCAAGGGGGGGACAGGCAACGGGCUGGAGAUCAUGCUGGACAUUCAGCAAGAUGAGUACCUGCCCAUCUGGGGAGAGACAGAGGAGACGACGUUUGAAGCAGGAGUGAAAGUUCAGAUUCACAGUCAGUCUGAGCCACCUUUCAUCCAAGAACUGGGCUUCGGGGUAGCUCCAGGGUUCCAGACCUUCGUGGCCACACAGGAGCAGAGGCUCACAUACCUGCCCCCGCCGUGGGGCGAAUGCCGAUCCUCAGAGAUGGGACUUGACUUCUUUCCUGUUUACAGUAUCACCGCCUGUAGGAUUGACUGUGAGACCCGCUACAUCGUGGAGAAUUGCAACUGCCGUAUGGUUCACAUGCCAGGGGACGCCCCUUUCUGUACCCCUGAGCAGCACAAGGAGUGUGCAGAGCCUGCCCUAGGUCUGCUAGCUGAAAAGGACAGUAGUUACUGUCUCUGCAGGACCCCCUGCAACCUGACCCGCUACAACAAAGAGCUCUCCAUGGUGAAGAUCCCCAGCAAGACGUCAGCCAAGUACCUCGAGAAGAAAUUUAACAAAUCUGAAAAAUAUAUCUCAGAGAACAUCCUUGUUCUGGAUAUAUUUUUUGAAGCUCUCAAUUAUGAGACAAUUGAACAGAAGAAGGCGUAUGAAGUUGCUGCCUUACUUGGUGAUAUUGGUGGUCAGAUGGGAUUGUUUAUUGGUGCUAGUAUCCUUACAAUACUAGAGCUCUUUGAUUAUAUUUAUGAGCUGAUCAAAGAGAAGCUAUUAGACCUGCUUGGCAAAGAGGAUGAUGAAGGGAGCCACGAUGAGAACGUGAGCACUUGUGACACGAUGCCAAACCACUCUGAAACCAUCAGCCACACUGUGAAUGUGCCCCUGCAGACAACCCUGGGGACCUUGGAAGAGAUUGCCUGCUGACACCCCUCAUACUACCCAGCCCCCCUAAACAGACCUUGAGGCCCAAGACCCAGGACAGGGGACAGCAAGCUCAGGUGGGAUGGCCCCUGACGACAGAAAGAAGCAAGAGCCCCCUAUGCACACAUAGCAAACUAUCUGCCAAAACCUCGCUAGAGCCACGUCUGACAUGAUGUGCCCUCAGGCCCGCCGCAUCCUUCCUAGGAGAGAUAAGUCACACUCUGGAACUGUCCAAGAACCAACCUACCAUCACAUCUCACUGCCAGAUGUAUAAAGCACUUGCAUGCUCAGACUUCUUAUGGCGCCACCUCCACGUCUGUCUCUGUACAUGACAUUCCUCUGCGUGUUUUCCAGCUCUCACUCUGCGUCCUGUGCAAUGGGCAGACCCAACUCCAGCCCAGUUGGAACCAAAACUGCACAAGCAAGAGGGAAACCGCAGAAUUCUCUAAUAUGUUCCGUCCUUGUGUACUUUGUGAUGGUUCUUAACC
Orycteropus afer afer is the source of this 2073-nucleotide messenger RNA. RefSeq names its product acid-sensing ion channel 2. Lineage: Eukaryota; Metazoa; Chordata; Mammalia; Tubulidentata; Orycteropodidae. Gene Ontology annotation, molecular function: ligand-gated sodium channel activity. The record is from RefSeq and is a predicted model, not a curated record. Gene Ontology annotation, biological process: sodium ion transmembrane transport. Gene Ontology annotation, cellular component: membrane.